AUGGCGAAGACAGCAGAUUUGAGCGAAGUGGCGGACAAGGAGUUUGACUACGUGAUCUGCGGUGGCGGAACAGCGGGCCUCUGUCUUGCCGCGCGUUUGAGCGAGGACCCUUCGAAAACGGUCCUCGUCCUCGAGGCCGGCGACGCCAACCUCAACGACCCCGACAUCCUCAGGCCUGCUUCGUAUGGGAGCCAUUUCGGAAAGUCCGCGUAUGACUGGGCCCACAAGACGGUCGAGCAGAAGUUCUGCGGCGGAAAGACGUACAACUGGAACCGCCGCCCGCCUCCGACAUCGACGGCUCGUGUCUAUCUCGUUUCCGAGUUGUGCAUGCGUAUUGAACGUAUGUCCUUAGAUUUUGAAAAACUCGGGAACCCAGGAUGGAACUGGCAAAACCAUGAGAAAUACGUCACUCGCACUGAAAGUUUUGUCCAUCCCGAGCCUGAGAAGCAGAAGAAGCACGACAUUAAUUUAGGCUCAUGGAAAGGUGGCUCGGGUCCCCUCCUGACCGCUUUUCCGGGGAAGAUCAUUGCGGCGGAAUUGGACUUCCAGCAGACUCUGAUCAACUGUGGCAUACCCGUCGCCCCGGAUCCGCCGGCAGGCGUGUACUUUGGACCCAACAACGUCGAUCCGAAGACCCACACUCGAACUUACGCCGUAACGGCGUUCUAUCUGCCCAAUGCCCACCGCCAAAACCUCGUUGUGCUCUGCGGGGCACACGUCCGCAAUGUUCAUACAGAGCCUGGAUCGGGCGGCCUACUUACUGCGAAAGCCGUCGAAUUUGAUGUUGGCGGCAAGGUCCAUAGCGUCAAGGCCGCUCGCGAGAUCGUGGUUUCUUCCGGGGGUCUGAAGACGCCCCAUAUACUCGAGAUGUCCGGUAUUGGACUGAGCUCGGUGCUGAACAGCAUCAAUAUCCCGGUCAAGCUCGACCUUCCGGUCGGCGAGAAUUUGCAGGAGCACAUGUUCGUCGGGGUUAGCUGGGAACUUCGCGAAGACGUGUCUUUUGACACCUUGGAUAUCCUUCACGAUCCAGAGGUUGCUGCGAAGCACGUCGAGCUGCACGCCGUCGGAGAAGGCAUGUUCACCACUGGCAUCGUCGGCUUUGCCUUCACGGGGGUCGACAAGGUCUCUAAACGCUCCAAGGCAAUCCACGAGGCUGCUAAGGCGAAGAUCGAGCAAAGCAAGAAUAACAUGCCUCCGGGAUUGUAUGAGCAAUACCAGAUACAGCUUCAGAGGCUGGAGAACGGCUCACCCGGUUGCGAGAUUAUCAGUAUUCCCGGUUUCAUGAGCGGACCCAAUCCUCCGGAGAAGGGGAAGAAGUACCUUACGGCACUGGCUGCGGUGAAUCAUUGCUUCUCGCGCGGUACCAUCCACUCUACCACUGCGGACCCCUCAGUCGAUCCUGCGUUCGACCCUCGCUACUUCGAGCAGGACGUCGAUACUCAGAUAUUCCUCGAUACCGUCAAGUUCGUUCGCAAUCUCGUCCACGUCGCGCCUUUCAAGGACAUGGUCGUCAAGGAGGUCAAUCCGGGCCCGAGCGUCACUGCUGAUGCGGACCUGGAGGAUUGGAUGAAACAGACGAUGUCCACGACAUUCCAUUCGUGCGGUUCGGCGUCCAUGCUCCCGAAAGAUAAGGGCGGUGUUGUGGAUCCUGAGCUGAAGGUCUAUGGAACGAACAACCUCCGAGUGGUCGACCUCUCGGUCGUCCCGCUUCACUUUGCGGCGCAUCCGCAAGCCACGGUCUAUGCGCUUGCUGAACAGGCCGCGGAUAGGAUCAAAGAGGCGGCAAAGGUCAUUUGAGUACGAGUGAGGCUGAAACGGCGUAUGUUCAU
Messenger RNA from Punctularia strigosozonata HHB-11173 SS5, 1829 nucleotides. RefSeq names its product GMC oxidoreductase. Bases 1 to 1797 code for a protein of 598 amino acids. Lineage: Eukaryota; Fungi; Basidiomycota; Agaricomycetes; Corticiales; Punctulariaceae. Gene Ontology annotation, molecular function: oxidoreductase activity, acting on CH-OH group of donors; flavin adenine dinucleotide binding. The transcript has 23 exons. The record is from RefSeq and is a predicted model, not a curated record.